AUGACGUCACCAGACGACCGAGCCCUCGAGGAGCUUCUGUGCUGCAGCGAGCUCGUUGACGAGGCAGCAGAGAUGGAGGAGAGCGCUGCGGGAGACAAUACUCCGGCAGCCAUUUCUCUGCAGGAGCCAAUGACGUGCGCCGGCUGUAGCGAGCAGGUGUGCGACCGCUUCUUCCUAUUGGCUGCUGGCAGCGUCUGGCACAGCGAGUGUCUCCGCUGCAGCCGGUGUCAGUGUGAGCUGCAGACGCAUCCAUCGCUCUACUGCAGGGACGGAAACAUCUACUGCCAGCAGGACUACUGCAGGAUGUUUGGCGGAGGUCAGUGCGCUCGCUGCUUUCAGCCAAUCCCGGCUUCUGCUCUGGUCAUGAGGUCUGGUGAGCUGACGUUUCAUCUGCACUGCUUCUCCUGCGAGGAGUGUGAUGUCACAUUAGUGCCGGGCAGCCUGUACUGCUUGCAGGGUCAGAACCUUUACUGUCAGGAACAUUAUCACAGCGAUGGGAGCGUCUCGCUGCCUCACAAUCCUCCGUCUGACCCAAACCUGAAAGAAGGUGAGAACGGGGACGAGUCCGUCAGCAGUCCUGAGCCCCGAUUGGACGACAGGGCGACAGGUGGGCGGACCUGCAGGCGGACCAAACGAAUCAGGACGUGUUUCGGCAGCGAGCAGCUCAGAGCGCUGGAGUCGUAUUUCAGCCAGAAGCACAACCCCGACGGAAAAGACUGGACCUGCCUCACACACAAGACGGGGCUGCCCAAGAGAGUCCUGCAGGUGUGGUUUCAAAACGCUCGGGCCAAGUUGAGGCGCUCCCUCUCCACCGACGACUCUCAGGUUCACUCCCCAUCCUCUCCCCUGAGAGGGGUCGCCGCGGCAACCGCCUCCCCGCAUCCAGCCCGCUCCCCUGACGACCAAUCGCAGCCUUUCUUCCCCACCAGCACCAGCACCAUCGACCAGCUUCAGCUCUCCCUGCUGACCGCCCCGCUCAGGCGCCAGCAGCAAAACCCCGCCUUAUUCCUAGAUUACGACUCCCAGAGUGCACCUGGGUAUAAUUCCUCUCUGGAGCCCUUCGGGGACUUUGGGGAGGAUGGAGGAGGAGUAGUAGAGAGACAAGCUGAUCCUGAAGUUGAUCCUUUUAGACCACAUUACUGUUAG
Scomber scombrus (Atlantic mackerel) is the source of this 1146-nucleotide messenger RNA. RefSeq names its product LIM/homeobox protein Awh-like. The transcript is spliced from 6 exons. The record is from RefSeq and is a predicted model, not a curated record. The coding region runs from base 1 to 1146 and encodes 381 amino acids. NCBI's taxonomy places the organism in Eukaryota, Metazoa, Chordata, Actinopteri, Scombriformes, Scombridae. Gene Ontology annotation, cellular component: nucleus. Gene Ontology annotation, biological process: neuron differentiation; regulation of transcription by RNA polymerase II. Gene Ontology annotation, molecular function: RNA polymerase II transcription regulatory region sequence-specific DNA binding; DNA-binding transcription factor activity, RNA polymerase II-specific.